AUGCUGUACCUGCAGGAACAUUUUUGGAAAAAUGUGGAAGCAGUAUGGAAAACAUUUAGGGAAUUUAUGGAAAAAACCGUGGACAGUGGGACACCAACGAUCAUGUGUGCAGCAGGACAGAAUGGGGAAGAUGGGAAACAGUGGAAUGUUGCGGACAAAGGUUUGUGCGAGUUAGCGUUCACAGCAUUACGUUUUAAACAUGGAAUUAAUUUAAAUGGAGCCCCUAUUAGUCAGGACGGUAUGGACGAAGAAGCAAAGAAAAUAGAUAACUAUAUGAGAUGUAUUCUAGUUAAUAUAUUUAUGAAGAAAAUAAUGGGCAUGAAGUGUUUAAAGGGACCUGGUGCACAGUUUGCUUUCAAUCUUGUUCAUGGCGAAAUAAAGAACGUGUUCCAGAGGGAGCUGGGCAAUAUUGCGUGUGAGGAGGUGGAUGCGGGAAAAGGGGGGGACAGAGACAGAGGCAAGAGUGCACAGGAUAGGGAUUUGUGGGAAGUAAUGCAGAGAUGGAAUGAAAACAAUAGACAGAACACCGGGGACGGGGAUUGGGGAGUGUUGGGGGACGGGUGUAGGGUGGAAACGGGAUCCAAAGCGAGAGUAGGGCAUGGGGACGACAGCACGGCGUUAAAGGAGAAAGUGCAGGCAGAAAUAAAGAAUGUGGACCACGAUUUAGGACAGAAGGUGCCGGAAAUAAUACAGGCAGUGAAAACAUGUACUGAAGGGGAUAAGGAUUGUGUAAAGAACUUAUUAAAGGCAAAGAAAGCGGCAGCAGACGCGAACAGCGACAAUACGGGGACGCAGUCCCCGUCGAAUGUGCACACAGGAAAAGAACACGGACAGUCAAAUGGGCCAGGAGCAUCAGAUACAUCAGGAGCAAACAGUGCACCGCGUCCAGGCGCCCAACCCGCCCCUGCCAAACCAGCACCAGCCAAACCAGCACCAGCCAAACCAGCACCAGCCAAACCACCCGGCGACACCAACACCGGCAGCGGAGGAACGAAACCUGCCAAACCAGUAGCGGCGAAACCGCUGGCGAAGAAGCCCGCCGCAGGAGAGGAUUGUCCAUGGCAGAGCAUAUUGGAAGGCAAGAGCAGGCACGUACACGUGCUGCAGUAUUAUGAUACAGCAACACUGGAAACAAUGAAGACCGUAUUGCAGCAAUUUACUGAUUAUAUGGAAGACAAAAAGGAUAUGAUGGAUGCAUACGGUGAAAAUUGUCACAAUUCUGGUUGGGAUGAUUUCGGCGAUGCUCAUCAAUAUAAGGGACAAACGGUAGCAGACGUCGUAAGGUGCAGACUUAUGACCCUUGCUUUGUUCUUCGCGAACCAGGAGGGAAAACAUGGCAAUAGUGAGAAAGCACAGAAAACGGAUGACGAUAAAUUGUACGAAAAGUUCAGGUGUGAGGUAGCGAAUGUAUUUGGAUACAUGCUGAAGAAUCAGUAUUGUAAAAAGGAAGGAUGGAAGAGGGGUGUGGAGUACGCUUGGAAAACCAUGAAGAACAUGGGGGAUGAGACAUUGGGACACGGGGCACUAACGGGUCCUGUUAUGGAUGGCACAUGCACACAAUGUGGGUACAAGGGUAGUCGGACGACACCUGCAAUAAUAAAUGGACACAUCGCAGAAUGGUUCGUAGACCAAGGAAUAAUGGGAGAUAUAGCAACGAUAGAGCACCAGAUGCCCUGUGAUCAGAAUUGGAAAAAGUAUAAAGGGGAGAAGGGUGUUACAGACAAAGACCCGGACAUUAGCAAAAAGCUGCCUGAGGUAAAACAAACGGAGGCGCAAGUAAGGACGGAGACGAAGAAAGCUGUUGAGAAGGUGAAGGCCAUAGUUGAACGCAAAAUUAAAGACCUAGCAACGAAGGAAAAGAACAAGAAGGCAGAAGGGGAAUCUAACGGGAAGAAAACAGAGGGGAACAGUGAGAACAGGGAUGAGAAGCAGCACGACAAGGCAGAUCAGACAAAGACACCGGAAGCAUCGUCACCAUCAGGAGGAGCAGGCAGGUCAGAUGGCUCAGCAGCAACGGACGUCGUCUUACCAGUCCCAGCACCCGUACCACAACCCCCACCUGCGGCACCACCAAAAGCUACCGGUGCAGGUGACACCCAAUCCACUAAAGAAGGUAAGGGAACACAGGAUUCAUCCGAUCCGGACUGUGGUAAAACCGAGUUCACAUCUAAAUCAGAAUAUGAUCCUAAUCAUGUUGGUACAACAGUUAGUUUCGCGAGCGCUCCAUCCUCUCCUACGUGUUCCAAGGGAAGUGUUCCAGGUAAGGAUCCUUCCCAAGAAACGACGGCUACUGGUCUGGAUGCAUCAGCAGCAUCCGCAUCGGAUCCGCCACCGUCACCACAAGCAGCAGGUGUACCACCACAAACAGGACAGUAUCCGGAUGUCCCGAAGGAAACUACUACGUACCAGAUCCCUCCUACUGGAGAGCCUGCGUCUGGGGGAGAAAAAGCAACGCAGAGUCCAGAUGGUGGAAGACCCACUGCGCCUGGUGCCCCCGGUUCUCCAGGCGCAACAGGUGCAGACGGUACACCCAGCACUGGACACCAGGGUAAUGAUGACCCCCCUCCUCUCAAUCCACCCAAACCAAAACCGAACCCGAACCCCAAUCAAUCGGGUAGUAGUGGCAUUUUGCCCGAUGGUCAGGUACCAAGUACUUCCGCAGGAGGUGGUGGAGCAGGUGGAAGUGGCGGAGGAGGGGGAGGAAGUGGCAUUUCCUCAUCCUCACGACCCGGUUCUACUGGUCAUGGUACUGCAACUACAGGAGGUGCAGGUGCUGCUCCUACCCCUGCCACCCCUUCUGUGCCGCCCGGCCUCACAUGGGAAGAUGUCAAGCCAUACACCCCCGCGAUCAUUCCCGCGGUGGUUGGUAUUGGGGUCAUUGCCUUUUUCCUAUGGAAGUACUUUGCGUACCUCGGACAAACACGACGACGAACAUAUCGAACCGUUCGUGACGUGCCGUCACCGCCACUCGACGAAGAAAUAUUGGACCAUCUACAACGCGGCGAACUGCCGCCACCCGAUUACGGCUACACCAUGGUUCGGGAUAGGCAGCGCGGCAGAUUGCCCGCCGCCCGCCGCCGACGCCCACCACGCGUGCAUACGCGCACGAUCAUCGAGCUACAUCUAGAAGUGCUCAACGAAUGUGAAGCAACCGAAUGGGACAGCGUCAAAGACGACUAUUGGCAGAUUGUCGUGGAGCAGUUUACGCAGGAUUGGAUGCGGGAUGCAAACGAGUAUAGUAGUUCCCCGGCUUCUUCGUCGAAUCACGAUUCACCAGGGACCAAUGUUUCCUCCAUGCUCGAUCCACCCACUGACGUCAACGGCAUACAUCCAUGUCCACCACAUGACCCCGAUCCAUGGGGUUGUAUGGAACACAUACAGUUAGCAACGGACCCUUGUCCACCGAAUGACGCCGACGAACCUGAUGCAUGGUGUUGCAUGGAAACUAUACAGUUAGCAACGGACCGUUGUCGACCUCAUGACCCCGAUCCAUGGAGUUGUAUGGAAACUAUACAGUUAGAGACGGGCCCUUGUCCACCGAAUUACGAGGACCCCGACCCAUGGAGUUGUAUGGACACCAUACAGUUAGAUGCAGAACAGAAUGCUCAUUCCUACCCCGAGCACGCGACCUCCGACUGCACCCAAUGGAUUAACUGGAUUGACCGCAACAAACAUAUAUUGCAGGAGUGCACGACGCAGCCGUGGUUUAAUGCCCUCAAAUCGGAAUGGAAACAAUACCUGCGUGAUCACAUGGCGGCAGACGAGGACAACGGAGUAUACGGGCAGCGUGAAUUCGGUGCAGCCGCAAUCCUGCCGAUGAAGAAACUGCGCUUGUGGAGACAGUGGAUAGCGCAACAACAUCGGCAAAUGAGUAUCUAUAACGCGGAGGAGUGGUUCCCACAUUUGUUGAAUAAUGUAGAGGAGGAGACAGAAUCGCACAAAGGCGAAAUACCUCGCGUAGAACAACACUUACACGUGGACAAAGUAAUGGCAGCACAACAGAGGCUACGCCUGCGGGAUGUACCAUGCACGAAACUGCAUAAGCAACCUCAUAUGAAAAAACCGUUAACCGCUAAAACAUGGAUAAUGAUCCUGGCAUUAGUCAUUGAGCAGUGCGAGCUCGAACGCAGUUUGCAGGAGAAGGAGUUAUAUGUGGAUGACCUAUUGCAGCAACUGUGA
Molecule: messenger RNA, 4179 nt
Organism: Plasmodium fragile
Lineage: Eukaryota; Apicomplexa; Aconoidasida; Haemosporida; Plasmodiidae
Exons: 5
Coding region: 1-4179 (1392 amino acids)
Source: RefSeq, a predicted model, not a curated record